Molecule: messenger RNA, 2193 nt
Organism: Sphaerodactylus townsendi
Lineage: Eukaryota; Metazoa; Chordata; Lepidosauria; Squamata; Sphaerodactylidae
Product: sulfate transporter-like
Exons: 2
Coding region: 1-2193 (730 amino acids)
Biological process (GO): transmembrane transport
Cellular component (GO): membrane
Molecular function (GO): sulfate transmembrane transporter activity; chloride transmembrane transporter activity; oxalate transmembrane transporter activity
Source: RefSeq, a predicted model, not a curated record
AUGGAGAGUGAUCCUGCUAAGUGCAGCAAUGAUCUGCAAAGUUCCCAUUUGCCAAAGUCAAGUUCUCAUUAUACACCCAUCAAGCUAGAAGAGUAUGAACCACCAGUCUUCAGUGCCAAGAAGCUCCUCAAAAAAGCUAAAGAGUCCUGCCGAUGUGGCCGCCAAAGCAUCAUCACUUUCUUCUUCAAUCUGUUCCCUGUGCUUGAGUGGCUCCCUCGUUACAACGUCAAGGAGCAGCUACUUGGAGAUAUUAUCUCUGGCUUAUUGGUUGGGAUAGUUGCCAUCCCGCAGUCAAUCUCCUAUUCAAUUCUAGCAAGCCAGGAUCCUAUUUAUGGGCUCUACACCAACUUCUUCUGUGCCAUUGUCUACUUUUUCAUGGCUACCUCACAUCAUAAUUGUGUUGGCUCUUUUGGGGUCCUUUGCCUGAUGAUUGGGGAAUCUGUAAACCGGCAGCUUAAGCUGGCAGGAUUUGAAGCUGAUGUUGGUGCUUCCUCGGUAGCAAAUGCCACAUUGAAUGGAACUGUAGCCUGUGACAAAAGCUGCUAUGCUAUCACUGUGGCAACUACUUUAACUUUUCUGGUUGGCAUUUACCAGAUUGUUCUCGGGGUUUUCCAGAUGGGCUUCAUAUCUGUAUAUCUUUCAGAACCCCUUCUAAGUGGCUUUGUGACUGGAUCCUCCUUGACUAUCCUUACUUCCCAGAUGAAUCUCCUACUCGGUCUAAAAAUUCCUCGCCAUGAUGGUGUGGGGUCUCUUGUCUUAACGUGGUUCGAGCUCUUCAGAUAUAUCUGGCAGACUAAUAUCUGUGACCUGGUCACCAGCCUGAUCGCUCUCAUCCUCAUUGUGCCAAUAAAAGAAAUCAACAACUUUUACAGGGAUAAGAUGAAAGCCCCCUUUCCCAUGGAACUUUUGGUGGUCAUUGCAGGCACUCUGCUGUCACAUUUCUUUAAUUUCAAAGAAAGAUACAAAUCUAAGAUCUGUGGCAACAUCCCCACUGGCUUCAAGCAACCUGUUGUACCUGAUCUGAGCCUUUUGUCAAAUGUGGCACUUGAUGCUGUGCCCAUUGCCAUAAUUGGAUUUGCAAUGACUGUCUCACUGUCGGACAUAUUUGGCAAGAAGCAUGGCUACCCCGUGCGAGCCAACCAAGAGAUGAUUGCCAUUGGCAUGGGGAACCUGAUCCCAUCUUUCUUCUACUGCUUUGCUAGCUGUGCAGCUUUAUCCAAGACUUUGCUGAAAGAAUCCACAGGAUGCCAUACUCAGAUCUCAAGCCUGAUAUCUUCAUUUGUGUUGCUCCUGGUGUUGCUGUGGAUUGCCCCACUUUUCUACUCAUUGCAAACUUGUAUCUUGGGAGUGGUCACUAUUGUUAACCUCAGAGGUGGCUUGAGGAGGUUUUCUGACACUCCCAAAAUGUGGAGGAUCAGCAAGACAGAUACUGUGAUCUGGUGGGUCACCAUGCUGUCUUCAUCAUUGAUCUCCACAGAACUGGGCCUUCUGAUAGGGGUCUGUUUUUCUCUCCUUUGCAUAAUUUUCCGUACCCAGAGGCCUCGAGCCACUCUUUUAGGGAAAGUGAGCAACUCAGAAAUCUAUGAGGACCAGUUCAAUUACAAGAGGAUCAACAGUGUUGCAAAUAUCAAGAUCUUUCGCUUUGAUACCUCCCUUUACUAUGCAAACAAGGACUAUUUCAAAAGGUCACUCUUCCAAAAAACAGGAGUGAAUCCUUCCUUGGUUGCUGCCAUUCAACAAAAGGCUGAAGCAGGAGGAAAAAGUGAAAACUGCUUUUCCUCUAAGUUUAGCUGCCUAAAGGCUACAAAAAAAGAAGCCAAGAAGGCUUCAAUAAAUAUUCCCGUGCUAUCCUUUGACAUGCACACCUUAAUUAUUGACUGUGGUGCCAUGCAGUUUUUAGACAGCACUGGUUUGAAUGUGUUGAAGGAGACUCGCCAAGACUAUAAGAAAAUCGGCAUUCAGGUCCUGUUGGCCAAUUGCAAUCCAUCUCUUCGCCACUUACUCCAGGUCGGUGGUUGGCUCACUGGGAUGGAGGAUAUGGAGCUCCUCUCCUUCCAUAGCAUACAUGCUGCUGUGCAGUUUGCGGAGAAGCAGUCCAAAGCUCAGAGGGAGAGCAAAGUGGUUGAGGGGUCUUUCCUUAGCCCUGAGGCCCAGGAUCUCUCAAAAGGCUCAAGUUUGAAUGAAUCCCUAUAG